This is a messenger RNA of Peromyscus leucopus (white-footed mouse), 922 nucleotides long. RefSeq names its product protein Mis18-alpha-like. NCBI's taxonomy places the organism in Eukaryota, Metazoa, Chordata, Mammalia, Rodentia, Cricetidae. The record is from RefSeq and is a predicted model, not a curated record. The transcript has 3 exons. Gene Ontology annotation, cellular component: chromatin; chromosome, centromeric region; nucleus. The coding region runs from base 1 to 753 and encodes 250 amino acids. Gene Ontology annotation, biological process: CENP-A containing chromatin assembly; chromosome segregation.
AUGCGCAGGCGGGCUUAUGGAGCUACACCACGCAAAUGCAGAUUGCGUGGCCACGCCCUGCACAUACAAGAGGUAGCUCGCUUUGGAAGCUGCGGAGUUGGUGAGGGCCAGCGGAGCGACUCGGCGCGGCUGGGGAAGCGGCUGGGGAGAGUCCAGCCGCCAGGGCUGCUGCGGAAGUGGGCGAGCAUGGCGAGCGCGGCGGCGGAGGCAGCGGCGGAGGCAGCGGCGGAGGCGGAGAAGGCCAGGGAGAACCCGCUCGUGUUCCUGUGCUCGCGCUGUAGCCGGCCGCUGGGCGACUCGCUCACCUGGGUCACCAACCGGGAAGACGACAACUGCAUCCUCCUGCGCUGUGUUUCCUCUAACGUGUCGGUGGAUAAAGAGCAGAGACUGUCCAAGUGCAAAGGUGAGGAGGGCUGCGUUCUUGAGACUCUGCAUUGUACAGGCUGUUCCCUCAGCCUCGGCUGUGUGUACAGAUGCACUCCCAAGAACCUAGAUUACAAGAGGGACUUGUUCUGCCUCAGCGUUGAAGCCAUUGAAAGUUACACUUUAGGGUCGGCCGAAAAGCACAUCGUGUCGGAAGACAAGGAGCUUUUCAAUCUGGAAAGCAGAGUUGAAAUAGAGAAGUCCAUACAGCAGAUGGAAGACGUCCUGACGGCCUUGCAGACGAAGCUGUUGGAGGUUGAAUCAAAACUGCCCCUCGCUGGCUGCAGCCGCGGACCUGCCCCUACCCCACCUGCCCCACCCUGUUCCUAAAGCGCGGUCAGACUCUUUCUGUGUAGUUUAUGGAAAGAAGUUCUCUGUAUGUGAAUUUUAAAGCCAGUUUAUGAUACAUGCUGGAAGGAGAUUUUGUGAGGGUUUUUUUGUUUGUUUGUUUUUGGUUUUUUGAGACAGGGUUUUUCUGUGUAGAUUUGUGCCUUUCCUG